UGUGUGACUGGAGGUCAGAUAUAGACUGUGAUGUCCCAACUCCUGACACAAUUUAACUGCAUCGUCAUCAUCAGAUUUAUUAAGAAGUGUCAUAGGGAGCAGCAGGCAGCACCAAAGCUAAUACGAUCUGAAAAUACCAGGGGAUAUACAGUAGAGACAAAGUGAGAGAAACAAAACUGCAAAUCUGCUGCUAAAACUGUAAUAUGAACACAGAAGAGUUUCAGCGAUUAGGUUUUGUCCCUCAGAAAGAGAUCGUCUACAACAAACUCUUACCUUAUUCGGACAAAUUAGACGAGGAAUCCAAUGUAAUUUUAGUCAAAAUUAAAGCUAACCUGGGCCGGGCUGUCCAGCUCAGGGAGUUAUGGCCCGGGGUAUUGUUCUGGACCAGGAAACUUUCGACGUACAUUCGACUGUAUGGAAGAAAGUUCAGCAAAGAGGAUCAUGUACUGUUCAUUAAGUUGUUGUAUGAGUUAGUGACCAUUCCUGAACUGGAGAUUAGCAUGAUGCAAGGAUUUGCACGUCUGUUGGUCAGUUUGCUGAAGAAAAAAGAACUCCUUUCAAGAGAAGAUUUGGAAUUGCCGUGGUGGCCCUUGUAUGAAUUGUUGGAUAGAAUCCUCUACUCCAAGACAGAACACCUUGGGCUCAAUUGGUUUCCUAAUUCCAUUGGGCCAGAUUCAUCUUCCUCUAAAACCUUUAUGCUAAAUAUUUUGCAUAGGUGCUCUGUUGAAAACAUUUUGAAAACCCUUGUCAAAAGUUGUAGACCGUAUUUCCCAGAAGAUGCUACAAAGGAGAUGCUGCAAGAGUGGCGGCCUUUGCUGUGUCCUUUUGACGUCACCAUGCAGAAAGCCAUCAGCUAUUUUGAACUAUUCCUGCCCACCACCUUGCCACCCGAGCUUCACCAGAAAGGAUUUAAGCUGUGGUUUGAUGAGCUAAUUGGACUUUGGGUCUCUGUUCAAAACCUUCCUGGGUGGGAGGGGCAUCUGGUAAACCUGUUUGCACGUUUGGCCAGUGAUAACAUUGGGUACGUAGAUUGGGAUCCCUAUGUUGAUAAGAUAUUUACCCGGAUUCUCAGAAGCUUGAACCUUCCUGUAGGAAGCAGCCAAGUUUUAGUUCCAAGAUACUUGACCAAUGCCUAUGAUAUAGGCCACAUAGUACUGUGGGUCUCAUCAAUGCUGGGUGGACCAAGCAAGCAAACCCAAAAACAGCUAAGUGGCUUGUUCAACAGUAUUACUUCCUUCUUUCAUCCUUCUAACAAUGGCAGGUGGCUGAUGAAGCUGAUGAAACUUGUGCAGCGCUUGCCGGCCAGUGUGGUAAGAAGACUACACCGAGAGCGAUAUAAGAAGCAGACGUGGCUAACGCCAGUCCCUGACAGCCACAAGCUCACUGACCAGGACAUUACAGACUUUGUGGAGAGCAUGAAGCAGCCUGUGCUGCUGGCGAUGUUCAGUAAAACGGGCAGCUUGGAUGCAGCCCAGGCUUUGCAGAACCUGGCACUGAUGAGACCUGAGCUUGUCAUCCCACCCUUACUAGAAAAAACCUAUCCUGCAAUGGAGACUCUAACGGAACCUCACCAGCUCACAGCCACCCUGAGCUGUGUGAUCGGAGUGGCUCGCAGCCUGGUUUCUGGAGACAAGAGGUUUCCUGAAGGCCCAAAGCACAUGCUGCCGUUGCUGAUGAGAGCACUGCCUGGUGUGGAUCCAAAUGACUUCAGCAAGUGCAUGAUAACAUUCCAGUUCAUUGCAACAUUUUCUACUCUUGUGCCUUUGGUAGACUGUUCAUCAGCUGUUCAUGAAAGAGAUGACCUCACAGAAGUGGAGCGGGAGCUGUGCUCAGUCAGUGCGGAGUUUGAAGACUUUGUCCUACAGUUUAUGGACAGGUGUUUUGCCCUUAUUGAAAGCAGUACACUUGAACAGACGAGAGAGGAGACAGAAACUGAAAAGAUGACUCACCUGGAGAGCCUAGUGGAGCUGGGACUGUCUUCCACCUUCAGCACCAUCCUUACGCAGUGCUCCAAAGACAUCUUCAAGGUGGCCCUUGAAAAGGUCUUUAACUUUGCCACUACAAACAUCUUUGAGACUCGGGUUGCUGGAAAAAUGGUGGCUGACAUGUGCAGAGCCGCUACUAAGUGUCAUCCAGCAGAGUCUUUGAAGCUUUUUGUGCCACACUGUUGCAAUGCAAUAACUCAGCUCACAGUCAAUGAGGAUGUUUUGCGUGAAGAGGAGCUGGACAAGGCGCUGCUGUGGAACCUUCAGCUUUUGUCUGAGAUCACCCGUGUUGAUGGUGAUAAGUUGUUGCCAUACAGGGAGCAGUGUGUGAAGAUUCUCCAACGGACACUCCACUUGAAGUUUAAACAAGGCUACAUGCUUUCCUGUAACCUGCUGCACCAUCUGCUUCGAUCUUCCUCUCUCAUCUACCCCACUGAGUACUGCAGUGUCCCUGGUGGCUUCAACAAGCCUCUCUCUGAGUACUUUCCCAUCAAGGACUGGGGUAAACCAGGUAAUCUAUGGAACUUAAACAUCCACUGGCACGUUCCAACAUCAGAGGAGAAGGCCUUUGUAUUUUAUAUACUAGAUAUUAUCCUCCAACCAGAGCUGGUCAAACUGCAGCGCCAUGCAAGUGGAGAACUGGAAAUGCCAAGGGAUGACAUACUGCAGAGCCUUACGAUUGUGCAUCACUGUCUGAUGGGCUCUGGGAGCUUCCUGCCUUUCCUGGAUGGAGAAAGAAUAACUGACCUUGUACCAAGCUUGGUGAGUUUGGAGGAGACAGCACUUUAUACUGGCGUUGACUAUGACAUGUCACGGGAGAACUACAGAGACGCUAUUUGCAGUGUUAUGAGGAAACUCUUGCAUCACAUUCUGGAAAAUUCAGAGGAUGACACAAAGUCAUUGUUUUUGAUCAUUAAGAUUAUUGGUGACUUGUUACAGUUCAGAGGAUCUUACAAGCAUGAGUUUGACUCCCGGUGGAAAAGCUUCAACCUUGUCAAGAAGUCCAUGGAGAAUCGGCUGACUGGUAGGAAGCAACACAUCCGAGCAUUACUCAUUGACAGAGUUAUGCUACAGCAAGAGCUGAGGAAACUGACCGUUGAAGGGUGUGAAUACAAGACUAUUCAUAGAGACCUUUUAAGGGACCUCCUACGUUUGUCAACCAGUACAUACAGUCAGGUUAGGAGCAAGGCCCAACAAGUUUUCUUCAUAACCCUCGGAAGUUACAACUUCUGCUGCAGGGACCUGAUUCCACUGGUGCUGGAGUUCCUAAAACCAGACAGACAGGACAUCUCCCAGCAACAGUUUAAAGGUGCCUUGUACUGUCUCCUGGGGAAUCACAAUGGAGUUUGCCUGGCUAAUCUCCAUGACUGGGACUGCAUUGUACAGACCUGGCCGGCUAUCAUCUCAUCUGGACUCAGCAAGGCUAUGUCUUUAGAGAAGCCUUCCAUCGUCCGUCUGUUUGAUGAUCUUGCAGACAAGAUCCACCGACAGUACGAAACCAUAGGAUUGGACUUCAGUGUACCUGAUAGUAGUUUGGAGAUAGCUCAGCAGAUUAUGAAGUCAAAAAACCCAACUAUAAAUCUCCCACUGCCCACUUCAGAAGAGAUUGAGAAAGGUGUUCAGCUCCAGCAGGCAAAAAACAUUGACUCUGUGCAAAAGUAUGAAAAAUUGGUCAAUAACUUGUUGGACUCCCUCAGUCAGAGAAAUCUUCCCUGGAAGUUUGAGCAUAUUGCCAUUGGCUUUCUUUCCCUGCUGUUGAGGGAUGAUAAGCCCGUCCCUGUCCCAGCAAUCCGGUUCUUUGUCCAGAGUCUGAACCACGAUGCACUCAUUGUUCGAAAGAUGGCAAUCUCAGCUGUUGCUGGUAUUCUGAAACAGCUGAAGAGACCUCACAAAAAAGUGGAAGAGAAUCCUUAUGAAAUUGGUGGAUGCAGUGAACAUUCUGAAAUCUUGGUGGGAGACAGGCCCGAUAAUCAAUGGAUGCUUUAUGAUAGUGGCAGUUUGCCAAGAACGAAAGCAGCCUGGGAGGCGUGUACCUUUGUGGAGAAAACACACUGGGGAUAUUACAGCUGGCCUCAAAAACUAACUCUUUAUGCCCCUGUGGAGGAACAACCAAAACUUGGUCUAAAGAGGGAAGAUAUGACGGAGAUGGAUCAGGUCAUCUUCGAUCACUUUUCUGAUCCCAAAUUUAUAGAGCAAUUGAUAAAGUUCCUUUCACUGGAAGACAGAAAAGGAAAGGAUAAGUUCAAUCCCCGGAGAUUCUGCCUCUUUAAGGGUUUGUUCAGAAACUUUGACGAUGCCUUUUUGCCUGUGCUGAGGCCCCACUUGGAGCGUUUAGUUGCAGAUUCCCAUGAGAGCACCCAGCGCUGUGUGGCUGAAAUCGUCGCCGGGCUCAUCAGAGGCAGCAAACACUGGACUUUUGAAAAGGUGGAGAAGCUGUGGGAGUUUCUGUGUCCGUUGAUUCGAACGGCUUUGACGAACAUCACAGUGGAGACUUACAGUGACUGGGGAACGUGCAUUGCCACAGCCUGUGAGAGCAGAGACCCUCGGAAACUGCACUGGCUGUUUGAGAUGCUAAUGGAGUCCCCAGUAAACGGCGAAGGGGGUUCUUUUGUAGACGCCUGCCGGCUGUAUGUUCUGCAAGGAGGUCUUGCCCAGCAGCAAUGGAGAGUCCCUGAGCUUCUUCAUAGACUGCUUCAGUACCUGGAGCCCAAGCUCACGCAGGUCUAUAAAAAUGUGCGGGAGAGGAUAGGAAGUGUUCUAACCUACAUCUUCAUGAUCGAUGUGAGUCUACCCAACUCGCUGCAGAGCUCCUCCCCACGGAUCUCCGACUUCACAGCCCGCAUCCUGGUAAGGCUGAAGCCCCUGAUGGACGUGGACGAGGAGAUCCAGAACCACAUUGUGGAGGAGAACGGAUACGGGGAGCAAGACGAAAGAACCCAGGCCAUUAAACUGUUGAAGACAGUUUUAAAGUGGCUGAUGGCGAGCGCAGGAAGGUCCUUCUCCACGGCUGUUCCAGAGCAGCUCCAGCUCCUCCCUCUGCUUUUUAAGAUUGCACCAGUAGAGAAUGAUGACAAUUACGAUGAGAUGAAGAGAGAUGCAAAGACUUGCUUGUCCCUUAUGUCUCAGGGAUUGCUGUAUCCACAGCAAAUAAUGUUGGUGUUACCAGUUCUUAAAGAGACAGCAGGGAGUGCUUCUUGGCAUGCCCGAUACACAGUGCUGACCUAUCUCCAAACAAUGGUGUUUUACAACCUCUUUACCUUUUUGAACAACAAAGAGGCCGUGCACGACGUGCAGUGGCUGGUGCUCAAACUCCUGGAAGAUGAACAACUUGAGGAGUUUGCAGAGGCUGUAAGGAUAUAGCAGAGGAAGCAGAAAGGAGCUUGUUGGUGCGACAGAGGCGGGCAGAAAGAGCCAGACUUGAAGUUAGGAUAGGAAGAGAUCCCUGACCGAUGAGCUGCCUUUAUGUACGACUGGGCUUGGUUGAAGGCUGAAGUCCGAGGAUCUGAAAACACAUAAAAGGGCUCUGACUCCAAGGAAGGGUCUGAUGAGUUGGGACCUGAAAGGAGAGUUAGAAAAGGGGUUCCCUGACUGCUCUCUGACGAGGUGAGGCACAGUCCUCUAAAGCCGGGAGCAGAGAUGAUUGACGGCUCUACUAUGGAGGUGGGUGUGGAGGGAGCAGAGGCUGCAAUGGCGUCUGCAAGGAGACGAGAGAGUGUCGUGAUUGUGAUUCUGUUAUCGAAUGACCAGGAGGGGAGAGAUUCUACUGCUGCUUUAGCACUGAACUGGAGAAAACCUUUACCAAAAUAACUUUCAAAGUCCUGAUGAUGUACUAAUAGCGCUGGAAGUGCGUCAAAGGAAGAUUCAUUUAGAUCUGACUGUGUAGAACUGGGGAGGGACGUCUGCUUGUAGUUUGCAGAACCCGCCUUUCCUCUUCGCCUGCAAACAAAGAUUCACAGUAGAGGCAAGGCAAUUGCUGCCGACAGGAAUGUUAAUGCCUUGUCGAACAGAGCUUUUAAAAAUUUGGUGGAGGGCCUAUCAUUAUAAUGGAGACGUAGCGGAGGAUGAGUAAUGGAGUGGCGCUUUGAACAGCACAGCUGGAGAUUGGAUAGUUGCACUUGCAGGCUUAACUGGCGAUGAAAGAAAGAAAAUCUCAAGGAUGAGAAGAAUCUUUAGAGCGGGCAGGAAAAUUUGCUCUGUCAUCUGAAUCGAACAAGAAGGCGAAGUUUAGACAUUAGUAAAGAGAGAAAGCUUAAGCACGCUUUGACUGAGUGAGCGUUUGCUGCACACAGGGAAGAUGCGUAAGAUUGUGGCUUUAAUAGACAUUAAUUAGGCAGCCCCAUUUCCCGCCCCCUGAAUCUCGCUAAAGGCUAACAUAAACCAGGUUGUUUAGUGUUUUGUUUCGGCAUCCAUGGAGGGUGCUUGUGGAUAUUACAUGACAUAUCUCUGGUUAUACAGUCCAGAUAAGACCAAGCAGGUCUGCUGCAGUCUACACUCCCUGAAUCCGUACAGCCUCCCCUCACUGAGGUUUCUGCUGAUCUUGCGGUUUCCAUGGAAACUUCUCUGCUAGUGGAGUCAUUUUGUUUUCUUCACGAAGGCAGGGAGACCUAAGCCACAGGGAUGUUGUGUUUUUGUUUUUUUUUGUUUUGUUUUUUAAGGGGGGGUGGGUCAUGAAGUCAGGGCUGUUAUGCCUCUCGGCAGCAUAACAAGAAUGAAAAACAUUCAUUCUGCUAAUUCCUCUUUUAAAUAAUAGAAUCUAAAUAAUAUAUUUUGUUAUAGUUUGUAUACUUUGGGUGAGACUAAAUCUGAUGUUUUCCCAUUGAAAACCUGUCCCACAGGGUUCUGUUUUGGGACCAGUUUUCUUUAGUAUUUAUUUACUGUCUCUUGUAUUCAAUUCCAUUGUUAUGCGGAUGACAGUCAACUGUAUGUUAAAACUACCCCAGAUAUUACUGUGGCUGACUCUCUAUUGGAUAGUUGUCUAGCUGACCUCAAGACUCGGUUGCAGCAGAAAAAUUGACAUCCUAAUUGCAGCAAAACCUGAGGUAAUGUUGUUGGUGGGUUAGCCACUUCAGAGCUGAACAGCAGCUGAUUUAGCCUUGAAAUUGAUGGACAUGAGAGGAGUCCCACUUCAUCAGUUACCAAUGUUAUCAUUUGAGGAUCAUAUUAAGAAUAUCUGCCAAGUGCCUUUCUUCCAUCUUAGGAACAUUGGUAUACUUAGAUCCUGAUUGUAUGUAACUGAUGCAGAAAACCUUGCCCAUGCCUUUAUUUAAUCAAGAUUGGAUUACUGUAAAGUUCUUUUUGCAGGCAUCUCCUCUAAGGUUAUCAACAGGUUACAAUGUGUGACUCGGUUGAUGAUUUUAAAUCUAAUCUUAAAACUUACUACUUUCGAUUGGCUUUCUGUAAAUGAUUUAUUGUUCUUACUGUUUGUCUAUUGAAAUGUCUGUUUUUAUGCUGCUUUUUGAUUAAAUGAAAAGCGCUAUAUAAAUAAAAUGUAUUAUAUUUUACCACCUUACAAAUUAAUUAUUCCAAUAAGAAUACAGCAACCAGAUAUUUUAACUUGUAAAAAAAACAUUUAGGAGAACAGAAUUUGUCAUUGUCUACUUUUACUUUACCCUGCUUAAUAAAUAUACCAUUAAAUCAAAACGAAUGAAACUCAGUGUCUGAAGAAUGUGU
Molecule: messenger RNA, 7655 nt
Organism: Polyodon spathula (Mississippi paddlefish)
Lineage: Eukaryota; Metazoa; Chordata; Actinopteri; Acipenseriformes; Polyodontidae
Product: proteasome activator complex subunit 4-like
Exons: 45
Coding region: 204-5345 (1713 amino acids)
Biological process (GO): proteasomal ubiquitin-independent protein catabolic process
Cellular component (GO): nucleus; spermatoproteasome complex; cytosol
Molecular function (GO): peptidase activator activity; proteasome binding
Source: RefSeq, a predicted model, not a curated record